Alosa alosa (allis shad) is the source of this 4758-nucleotide messenger RNA. RefSeq names its product bone morphogenetic protein/retinoic acid inducible neural-specific 3b (gene brinp3b). Gene Ontology annotation, biological process: positive regulation of neuron differentiation; negative regulation of mitotic cell cycle. NCBI's taxonomy places the organism in Eukaryota, Metazoa, Chordata, Actinopteri, Clupeiformes, Clupeidae. The transcript is spliced from 8 exons. The record is from RefSeq and is a predicted model, not a curated record. Bases 440 to 2737 code for a protein of 765 amino acids.
CACGAUGAACAUGAAUAAAUCGGUAGGCUAUCGCUGAACGCUUGCCGAGAGAACUGGAGAGGCGGUCACUGUCUAUCCGGCUGUUGGAAUACUCCACAUGCUGAAAAUACUUUGUCGAAGUAAUCAAUGGAUGAAAUACCUUCGAUUUCAUUGGGAAGAUUACUAUUUGACAGCAAAGCAUAGCCUAAAACUUUCACGUAACGCUGCUUUCGACCAGUUCUGUUCGCGUCGAUUCAUAGUUCUUGGAGACCAUCCUAACUUCGAAAGGUGCGCAGACCGGGACGGAAAAACACUGCCCUGCACGGGUCUCACCUGUGCACAUGUACCCCUUUUGAGGAAGUUACACUGCUGUCUUCUCUGGUAAAUAAAUGAUUUGCACAUAAUAAUAACACAGGGUACAGAGACACAUUUGAAAGAAUGAAGAGUCCUUGGGAGAAGAAUGCUCGGUCGAAGUGUUGGUCUUAGACCGGUUGAUCAGAUGCGCCGAUGGGAGGGAAUGAUACUCACCCUACGCUGCUGCUGGGCUAUAGCCACCGCGGCCACCUCCGUUGAUGCCGCUGACCCUUUGAGCUGGCUCCUGUCGGAUAAAGGACCGUUUCACCACGCACCGGAGUUCACGGAGUUCACGGAACGAUACGAACACGGCUUUACAACGAGAUACAAGAUUUACAGAGAGUUUGGCAGAUGGAGGGUCAACAGCUUGGCCUUGGAGAGGCGGGAGAGCAAUGGAGUGGCUGCGCCUCUUGACCCCGAGUUUAUCCAUAGCAUCAGGGUGUUGGGGCGGAGGCCCACCUUACAGAAGAUAACAGACAACAUCAUCAAGAAGUAUGGAACGCAUUUCCUGCUCUCAGCCACUUUGGGAGGAGAGGAGUCCUUGACCAUUUUCGUGGACCAGAGGAAGUUGAGUCGAGGCCCGGAGGUUGGGAUCGAUCUGAACAGCACCACGGCGCUGACCCUGGAAGCCCUCCACCAGCUGGCCGCCUCGUACUUCAUCGACAGGGAAAGCACACUGCGCAAGCUUCACCACCUUCAGAUCGCCUCCUCUGCCAUCAAGGUGACUGAAACAAGGACGGGCCCCCUUGGAUGCAGUAACUAUGACAACCUUGACUCUGUCAGCUCUGUACUGGUACACAGCCCUGAAAACAAAGUUCAUUUGCAAGGACUCCAGGUUAUUCUGCCUGCCUACUUAAGAAACAGUUUCAUCCAGGCUGCCCUAGGCUACAUCGGCUGCAAUGCAGAGGGCCAGUUUGUCUGCCGACAGAACGACUGCUGGUGCCAGUGUCACCCUGGCUUCCCACAGUGCAACUGCCCCCAGCAAGAGUUGCACUCCCUGGAGGCCAACUUACAGCGUGUGAAAGAGGCCUGGAGGGUGGCGAACCAAGAGUUUGAGGAGUCAGACGAGUUCCAGACCUUUGUGGGUCAGCUUCCGACACAUUACGCCCUGAACUCAUCAGCCAUCCUGCACUUAUGGAGGAAUGACGCCGGUCUGCAGCAGCGGUAUCGGCAGCUGGAGACGAGCGCCAGUCAGCUCCUUGCCAAGGCCCGGAGAACCACUAACAAGCUCUUCAACCUUAGCAAGAGAUGCCACACUCAGCCCAAAAUAGUCCUGCAGAGGGAGAGGCCCUUCACAUACUGGCUGAACUACAUCCUCUCAAUCCUGUACUGCAGUGAGAACAAUCUUAUUGGACAGUACUCGGAGGACACCCACAGUUGCACCUGUCCAUACGAGCACCGCUCCUGCCAGGGCCUUAUCCCGUGUGUCGUGGGCGAAGGGGCUCGCUGUGUUUCAUGCUCCGCGGAGAACCGCACCCGCUGUGCCAGCUGCAACCCUGGGUACACCCUUGGCCAUGGCACGUGCCGGCACGCGGUGCCCGACUCCACGGACCACUACCUGGGCUUCGAGACGGACCUUCGGGACGGGGAGCUGCGGUACCUGCUGCAGCGGCGGGACGGGCGCAUCUCUCUGCACGGCAUCUUUGUCAGCAAUGACGUGCGCCUCAACGCCUGGUUCGAUCCGUCGUGGAGGAAGAGGAUGCUGCUCACGCUCAAGAGCAACAAAUUCAAGUCCAACCGCAUCCACAUGCUGCUGGGCCUCUCGCUCCAGAUAUGCCACACCAAGAACAGCACCCUGGAGCCUGUGCUGUCCGUCUACGUCAACCCGUUUGGGGGCAGCCACUCGGAGAGCUGGACCAUGCCCAUCAACCAGCACGGCUAUCCCAACUGGGAGAAGACUAAACUUGAUAUUCCUCUCUACUGCUACAACUGGACUCUGACUCUAGGCAACAGGUGGAAGAGUUUCUUUGAGACGGUGCACUUCUACCUGAGGAGCAAAAUCCGUGCUGACUCAGCUCAGGGGAACACCUCGGUGUACCUGGAGCCACUGGAGGUCACUGACCCCUCCCAGAACCUGGGCUACAUGAAAAUCAACAGCAUGCAGCUGUUCGGCUACAGCAUGCACUUUGACCCCGAGGCGAUCCAAGACCUGAUUCUCCAGCUGGACUACCCGUACACGCAGGGGUCGCGGGACACUGCACUGCUGCAGCUUGUGGAGAUCAGGCACCGGGUCAACAAGCUGUCCCCGCCUGGACCUCAGCCCCUGGACCUGUUCUCAUGCCUGCUCCGUCACCGCUUAAAACUAUCCAGCUCAGAGGUGGUGCGGAUACUCACAGCGCUACAGACUUUCAGUGGCAAACAACCAUAUUCUACGGAGUAUGAACCCACCAAGCUAUGUAGUUAGUAGGCCGGUACAGCAUAUUUUUUUGCCAGUGCUCCAGUUUUUCUUUUGGAAACACUUCCUGUGAAUGCCCUCUUCAUAAUACAUUGUAUGUUUAUCUAUGUGCAUCAUAUGUGUUGCACAAGGAAUGCAUAAGGUGUUUGCAUAAGGUGUAUUACAGCGUUUCAUCAUUUAUCAUGAGGUUUUGUAGAUUGUAGGCCUAUAAACUACAUAAUGUGCUAAAACAAGAUGGUUCAUCAUUUAUAGUAAGUGCAUUGGUGUUUUUAGAAAAGUUUUUUUGGUCACUAAAUUGAGUAAAACUUUAUACCCUGCACAGUUUUUAGGUCAAGUGAUAUGAUUUAUCACUCUGAGGAUGAUAUUAGAGUAUUCAUUAUUUUUCCACUCCAUUGCAUAUGUUGUAGAAAGGCAUGACUACGUAUAUAUUUACAAGAAUUACGCUAAAAGCAAAACACUCCUAAUGUGCUCCUUCACAUUUGGCGGUUAAUGAUUUAUGAGCACCCAAAUGGCUCUGGUGUAUUGCAGCUAUUCUGGUCAAAUGGAGGGGCAAUUUGACAUCACCUCUCAAAGCGUUGAUGGUCGUGGUUCUUUGAAAUAUUUGUUUUGCUGGAAACAGUGUUUGCCAUUUUCUUCCACAGCUUUUGACUAUGAAGGAGAACAUUUUUAUAAAUCAUUUUGAUUUCCACCAUCUCCACUAUCAAAGAAAAAUCUCAAGUGUGACUGCCCUGCUUAAUCAAAGGAUAAAUAAAUAUGAUAGAAAUAAAUCAAUUUUAUUUGGUUGUUACAAAUUAACCUUUUCAAAUGUUUUAAAGGGGCCAUGUGUAGAACUCUUAGUUUAAAAUGUAGAAAAAGGACCUAGAAAUAACAAUAUGUGAAGAAACAACUGUUUGGAUCUAAUGUCAAAAGUGCCCAUGAUCUGUGUUGCUCUGAAGUAUGCUAACCAGCUUCAGACUGUACACUCUGGUCAUAUAUCACUUUUAGGAGGCACUGUAGCCUAUCAAAGAUGCUAGUCGAUAGAAGAGUUAAGUUGUGGAUGUACUAGGGCGUUCAAGACUCAUAUAGCUCCUUUACAAGCAGAAUCAAAACCAUUCCUUUACACUAUUGAAUUACAAUACCAGUAGAGCAGAAGUGGGGAUAAGCAGAGGAUUGGCUUAUCAUUGGCUCUGGUUUGCUAUAAGUAUGUCAUGGUGGAGUUAGCAGAUUAGUUUGAUUUGAAUUUCUCUCAAAUUGAAGUCCGAUCAUAACACUCAUCAUCAUUUUAUUUCAAUAGACAUAAUAUCAAUCAUUGUGACACAGUUCAAUCAGUGAUGUGUAUUCACUGCCUAAGAUCUAAAGUACAAAAUGAUAACACAUUAUGAUUAGGCUACUUAUUUCUGGACAUCUAAUUAAGUUAGCUUUACUAAGUAUCUUAUUAUGAAGUUAAUUUAUGUGCAUUAUUAUGUGUUCUUCAGAUUAAUACUCCAGUACACUCACAAUUUAUAUGUCAUUAUGAAUGAACAAUUAUCAAUUGUUUAUAAUAAUUGAUCAUAUAAUUGUGUCAGUAUGAUAAUUGCACACCUUUGUUAAAUGCACAUGUAUUGUAUUACACAUGUUCUAAAUGUGUAUGUGCAUCACAUGCUUCAUAUAGAGAGUGUACAGACACAUAAUUAAAUGUGUAUGUUAUUGUUAUGAAUACAUGUUUUGUUCUUAUAUCAUGAGUCAUUAUAUUUAACAAUAAUGAUUAAGUAUUAUAGUUUGUAGGCCUACACUUUUAAUACCUCAGUUGCUAGACUAUCAUGGACAUUAUAAUACAUUAUGAAGAACAUAUGAUACAGUAGACAGGUCUUAAUAAUGCAUCAUGAAGAGGAUUUUCAGAGGAAGUGUUCUCUUUUUUCUAUUCAAUCAGAAAUGUACUUGAGACAUCUUUUACAGAAUAAUUAAUUGUUGUUGGUGUUUGAUAUUAAUUGCCGUACUGUUAAUGCCGUUUAUAUUUGUUAUUUGUUGUGAUGAUAUGGCAUAAUGAUGCCGCAGCUGAACGAAAUAAAGAG